This is a messenger RNA of Electrophorus electricus (electric eel), 3919 nucleotides long. RefSeq names its product 3-hydroxy-3-methylglutaryl-CoA reductase a (gene hmgcra). NCBI's taxonomy places the organism in Eukaryota, Metazoa, Chordata, Actinopteri, Gymnotiformes, Gymnotidae. Gene Ontology annotation, biological process: coenzyme A metabolic process; sterol biosynthetic process; isoprenoid biosynthetic process. Gene Ontology annotation, cellular component: endoplasmic reticulum membrane; peroxisomal membrane. Gene Ontology annotation, molecular function: hydroxymethylglutaryl-CoA reductase (NADPH) activity; NADP binding; protein binding. The record is from RefSeq and is a predicted model, not a curated record.
UGUCGGCAAGAGAUCGGGGGUUCAGCAUCGGGCUGCUCAUUCUGACGCAAGAUUAUGGCCUCAUCUUCUGGGGUUUAUUGCUUUUUAAAGCAGCACUAACAAAACGUGUUAACCGAAUUCAGCAUCUUUUAAUUUAUGCCUUCUAGAAAUAUCCAAAAGUCGACGUGACAGCGCAGCCGACGCCUGUGAUUUCGUUAGAAUUCUUUCAUCCGUUCGGAAACCGUUGUGACCAGACAUCUGACGGACCAGAAUGCUGAUCAGGCUUUUCCGUAUCCAUGGUCUGUUUGUGGCCUCCCACCCAUGGGAGGUGAUUGUGACCACCGUGACCCUCACCAUCUGUAUGAUGUCCAUGAACAUGUUCACAGGCAAUAACCAGAUUUGUGGCUGGAACUUUGACUGCCCCAAGUCUGAGGAGCAAGUCCUCAGCAGUGACAUCAUCAUUCUGACAAUCACAAGAUGCAUAGCAGUUGUAUACAUUUAUUUCCAGUUCCAAAACCUUCGCCAGCUUGGGUCAAAAUACAUAUUGGGUAUUGCCGGACUUUUCACCAUCUUCUCCAGUUUUGUUUUCAGCACGGUUGUUAUUCAUUUCUUGGAUAAAGAACUAACAGGUCUAAACGAGGCCUUGCCUUUCUUCCUGCUACUGGUUGAUCUUUCCAAAGCAUGUGCGCUGGCCAAAUAUGCACUGAGUUCAAACUCACAGGAUGAGGUGAGAGAAAACAUUGCUAAAGGAAUGGCAGUCCUGGGUCCAACAUUUACUCUGGAUGCCCUGGUGGAGUGUCUAGUAAUUGGUGUGGGGACUAUGUCAGGUGUUCGCCAGCUUGAGAUCAUGUGCUGCUUUGGAUGCAUGUCUGUCCUGGCCAACUACUUUGUCUUCAUGACUUUCUUCCCAGCCUGUGUGUCAUUAGUGCUCGAGUUGUCCAGGGAGAGCAGAGAGGGACAUCCUAUCUGGCAGCUGAGUCAUUUUGCCCGUGUACUUGAGGAAGAGGAGGACAACAAGCCCAACCCAGUGACUCAGCGAGUCAAGAUGAUCAUGUCUCUUGGCCUGGUGAUGGUCCAUGCUCAUAGCCGGUGGAUUGCUGACCCUGCCUCCCCCAAAGGAACACUGGACGAGGCUGACGUGGACAGAAAUCUGAACACCUAUGCCCCCAAAAGGAUUGAACCUGAUAUGCUCCUAUGGCACUUCUACCUGUCCAGGAUGAUCUGCCUGGAUGUGGAACAAGUUAUCACUCUGGGUCUCGCUCUCUUCCUGACUGUGAAGUACAUCUUCUUCGAGCAAGUGGAGAUAGAGUCCACAUUGUCUCUCAGAGUCCCCAACCCCAGCUCCAUGCUCAGGCAAAGGCGGUCCCCUGAUGACUGUUGUAGGAAAGAGGUGGCCCCCCAACCCUGCGAGGGGGAGAAGCCAACCAAUCCCCUUGCUGUCAUCACCAAAGAAGAACGAGAUUUAGUGAUCAGGCCCCUGUCCACCGUAACUGAAGCAGCUCCUAAAAGCUUGUUUGUGGUGGGAGAGGAGGAAAACCCGGGACAUGCUGAUCUCACCGAGCCCCUGCCCACCAUUCCCUCCACGCCCAGGCCAGUGGACGAGUGCCUGGCGAUUUUGAGAGACUCUGCGAUGGGAGCUCACUACCUCAGUGAUUCCGAGGUUAUUGUAUUGGUGAAUGCCAGACAUAUUCCUGGCUACAAGCUGGAGGCUGUAAUGGAGACUCCUGAGAGAGGGGUUACGAUCCGCAGAAAGAUGUUGUACACAAAACUCCCCAACCCGUCUUCAUUCACCUGCCUUCCCUACAAAGACUAUGACUACUCUCAGGUCUUGGGAACUUGCUGCGAGAAUGUGAUUGGUUACAUGCCAAUUCCAGUGGGCGUGGCAGGGCCUCUGCUGUUGGAUGAAAAGGAAUUUCAAGUCCCCAUGGCAACAACUGAGGGCUGUCUGGUGGCAAGCACCAACAGAGGCUGCAGAGCCGUUUCUCUGGGUGGUGGAGUCAGCAGCAGGGUCUUGGCUGAUGGGAUGACUCGCGGGCCUGUGGUUCGGCUGCCCUCUGCCUGCCAGGCCGCUGAAGUCAAGGCCUGGCUGGACAGCCCAGAGGGCUUCAAGUGCAUCAAGGAGUCCUUUGACCGCACCAGCAGGUUUGCUCGUUUGGACAAGCUCCUUAUCGGUCUUGCUUCACGAAAUCUGUACAUUCGCUUUCAGUCCAGAACUGGAGAUGCCAUGGGUAUGAAUAUGAUUUCAAAGGGCACAGAACAGGCCCUGACUAGACUUAAAGAAGAAUUCCCAGAUCUGCAGGUCCUGGCAGUCAGUGGGAACUACUGCACUGACAAAAAACCAGCUGCCAUUAACUGGAUUGAGGGGAGGGGCAAGUCUGUGGUGUGUGAAGCCACCAUACCUGCCAAGAUUGUCAAAGAGGUUUUGAAGACAACUACAGAAGCUCUGGUGGAUGUAAACAUCAGUAAGAACCUGGUGGGCUCUGCCAUGGCAGGGAGUAUCGGGGGCUACAAUGCUCAUGCAGCCAACAUAGUGGCCGCCAUUUAUAUCGCCUGUGGACAGGACCCUGCUCAGACUGUGGGCAGCUCCAACUGCAUCACCUUGAUGGAAGAAUCAGGCUCCACGGGAGAGGAUCUGUACAUCAGCUGCACCAUGCCCUCUAUUGAGCUGGGCACUGUAGGAGGAGGAACCAACCUGACACCUCAGCAAGCCUGUCUGCAGAUGCUAGGCGUGCAGGGUGCCAGUGAUGUAUGCCCGGGCGAGAAUGCCCGGCAGCUUGCAAGGGUGGUAUGUGCUACUGUGCUGGCAGGGGAGGUGUCACUCAUGGCUGCUUUAGCUGCUGGACACCUGGUCAAAAGCCACAUAACACACAACAGGUCAAAAUUAAAUUUACAGGAAGUAUCGGGAACGUGCACAAAGAAAGCGUCUUGAAACUGCACCAAAUGCUGGGGAAGGAGCAAGGGGUUCACUGGGGGAAAUACAACCAAUUUAAAAGGGAUGGACAGCAAGCCUUUGGGCAAAUCUCGAUAUACUGACAAGUGUCAGAUGGACGGUGGUACUGAAUAUUCUUGUUUGCCGCACAAGUGCACAGCUUGCAAUAUCGAUUGCGGAAUGCCCCUUCUGAAAUAUCUCUCAAAGACUACUGAAGUCAGACUAUACAAUAUUAUACUGUGUACUGUUCUUACAUUUGUAUUUUGCAUAUCUCGCAACAGAUGCUGUUUCUACUGUCAGAGCUUAUUGACUGACUGCAUACAGAUCAUCAUUUAUUUUUACUCCCUAUUCAGUGGGGGAAAUGAAGGUGUAUUUUUAUAGCAUGGCAGUUUGAUGGAAUGAAGAUUAAGCAGGACCAAUGUGAAUGGGGAGCUAAACAUUUGGUAAUUGAACAACUCCUGCAUUGAUAAUCAUGAUGUAUGUGCACGUUUUCCUCAAGGGAAGACAGUAAAGGCACAACUAUUUCACAAAGAUGCUAAAGUAGUCUAAAGGACCUGAAAGACAGCAUUUGCUCCAGGUGCUUCUGUGUGCACUCAGGUAUUGGAGCACUGUGCAUGUACAAUUGCAUCCUCUGCUUGUCACACAUGGAGAAUUUAGCACUUACUGGUUUUGCUUCUUGUAACAGCAGAUGGGAAGGAUGCUAACUAGCUAUGUUUUUUCUAAGGGAAGGUACUGUUUGUACAACAAAACAGCAAAAGGAAUGGCUUUGUAUAAUUUUUUUUGUAAUUAUAAUUAAGGGAAUUGGUCAUUCAUACUGCAUUCUGCUUUGUGUGUUUUGAUAUGUAUACCUUAGCACUCUUCAGAAGUUAAACGCAAAUUUUAAUGUCCAAAAACCUAGAUGACCAUGAAAAGCUCAGAGUUGUGAAAGUCAAAGUUGAUGUUUCAAAGCAAGCGAUGUGGUAUAUAAUUCACAGCCCAUGCAGCUUAUGUCAAUAAACCCAUACGAACAUG